GCCGCGAACGCUACUCUCUCUCUCUCCCCCAACAGGCUGCUUCAAGUGAAGCUUACUCUCCCAAUAUUGAACCCUAAACCCUCCCAGAUCGCGAAGCGCAAAUUUAGACGAGUUUCCACCGGUAGAUGGUGGCGGCCGCAAUCAGAACACCAUAAGCAGUUCCUAUCAUCUUGUACCAUCCGAUCGCUUCGAUCUUCUUCGACAGGAAUUUUGAAUUUGGUAACGAUCAUUGCAAGAGUGGCGCUUGCAAGCGAAAGGGCUGAAAAAGAUGAGGCUACUUACACACAACAUGCUCUCCUCCAACAUCAAGGGCGUUGUCAAUGGCUUCCCUCUCCGAAUCGAAGUUGAGAAAGUUGUCGAGAAGCAGGUCGACUUCAACCCAGACUUCCUCAAGAACAUGUUCUCCAAGAUUGAAUGGAAGCCCCUUGUCGAUGCCUCUCGCACUAUGGGCUAUGCCGAACUUCCCGAGGAGGCGGAGUCGUCAAUGCUCGAUUCCCAUGACUUUUUGCAACGAUUCCACCAUGCGCUUUUGGAGCUACAUCUCGAGGAAGGCGCUCUUAUUUGCCCGGAGACGGGCCGCCGAUUCCCCGUCAAUAAAGGUAUCCCCAAUUUGCUUCUUCACGAGGACGAAGUAUGAGUUCGAGUUCCAUAAUGUAUGAAUUCCUCCGUUAUAUUCAGUGAGAGAAAGCAAGUUUCCAGAAUUCAUAUCUGGAUGUUUAUGUGAAUUGGAAAAUUAGGAUUGAAGCUAAUUUAUUAUUUACUAAAAAUAGUCCAUUUUUAUUUUAACUU
Molecule: messenger RNA, 789 nt
Organism: Cucurbita pepo subsp. pepo (vegetable marrow)
Lineage: Eukaryota; Viridiplantae; Streptophyta; Magnoliopsida; Cucurbitales; Cucurbitaceae
Product: multifunctional methyltransferase subunit TRM112 homolog A
Biological process (GO): rRNA (guanine-N7)-methylation; tRNA methylation; peptidyl-glutamine methylation
Molecular function (GO): protein heterodimerization activity
Source: RefSeq, a predicted model, not a curated record